AUGCUAUCAGGGAGGCUGACUCGAACGCUGUGGCAGUUGUAAACUAUGUCAACACUAUAUUACUACUUGCUUAUUAUUACUACGAAAAUCUGUUUCUUUGUAGACGUGAAGCAUGCGAUAUUAGUUAAAUAUGGCGGAUUUUCAGUGCUGAAGAACAACUUUUGUGGCCGUUAACGAAAUGUGCGUUCUGCGGUGCUCAAGUCUACGCGUUGAUGUUCAUAAUGACAUCAUUCAUUUAUCAUUCGAUACUAGUAAUCGUCAUGUUUUUAGUAAUUAGUACAAGCAUAACAAAUGCGUGUAACUCAUCUGCGAUCAUUUGCUUUGCUUAUCCAGAUCCCGAGUCUUUAUUAGCCCUUAUACAGACAAAGAUGGCGACUUAUAAACAUAUUACUUGGACGUGGCUAUCAGGCACUGAAAAUUUAGACGCCGCCCAUCGUGAUGAUCUGAAACAAUCCUCGUGUCGUUCGCGUUUAGUUUUUUUCACGCUUGAGUCCCGCGCUUCAGGUCGCAGUGCGACAGCGACACGUUGGUCAGUUGGUCGAGUAGAGCUGCGCUGUACGGUCGUGUUCACUGGCUGUGUCCAAGUCAAUCAGAAAGUCACGAACUGUACGCUCGAGCUUCAAUAAUUUUGGGAAAUUUGAGUUACUUCUUGGAAAUACCUAUAAAAUUUCUUCGUACGAGCCUUACAAAACGUGGAAUUUACGUGGCUAUGAGUAUAUAACGGGUAAGUACUGUAUCUAGUUUAUCAUCAUUACCAUUCAUGGUGAAGCUUUAACCUCAUUUUUUGCGAACCUAAACCUAAGUACGUUAUUGUGAACGUGUGAAGUUAGAAUGUUUUUAUUCUGUCUUCAAUGGGUACAAGUUGCACUGCCAUAAAAAGCCAAGCUAUUCGCAAGUCAACUUCAUCCAUCUGAGCUCGCUAACUUUAUUAAACAAGACGAAUUGUGGGAUCUAUCGGGGAGCGCACGAGCAUGGAUGAAUGAAGUGUGGGAAAAUACGUUUAUUUUUUAGUACAAACUAGAGGAAUGUUUGUAGAAUGUUGACAGGGAUAUACGCGUGAUUCGCCGUAAAAUGGUCAAGUGCCUUCAUAGCUGCACCAGCAUGUAUGUAAAAUAAGUUUUUUAAUGUUAGUUUGUGGACGGCAACGACGUCUUGAGAGAAGCUAUGCAUCAAUUUUUUUUUUCUUAAAUUUUAAAGGGAUUUCCUUGUUUUCUAAAUUUUAUUAGUAUUAAGUUACAUUGUUUGUAAACUUGAACUGUAAAUGAAUGCACGAUUAUUUUUUUCUCCAUUUCAGAUACGAAACUCAUUAACUUAUUUUGUUCCUGCAUUAAUUCAGCCAAACUAGAAGCAACUUGAUUAUGUAUAGGUUUCUUUAACCAAAAAAUUUAUCUGGUAGUGCGCCAUAGCUUCACGAUCUGUUAGUAAUUUCUAGUACUAUUAGCAUUACCAAUUUUCUAAAGAACGAUCUUUUUGACUGGUGUGUAACUAGUAUUAAAAAUAACGGCUCAGUGGUUUGAAGAACGUCGCACUUGUUGAGCACUACUUAAGAAUUAAUUAGCACUACAUAAGAACUAGUGAGCACUACUUAGGAACUAGUUAGCACUACAUAAGAACUAGUUAGCACUACAUAAGAACCAGUGAGCACUACAUAAGAACUAGUGAGCACUACAUAAGAACUAGUGAGCACUAGCUGAGCGUCACUAGAGAAGUGCUAGCGACGAUGGUGCGGACACGCCCUGACGACGACCAGACCGAGUGCCCGGUCUGCCUGGACAAGGUGCGCUUCGGGGCAGAGACUAACUGCGGUCACCUCUUCUGUGGAGACUGCAUCCUGCGCGUGUGGGAGGAGAACGUCAACAGGACAGCCUGCAUCGCCUGCCCCUGCUGCCGUCAGGAUGUGAAGAUGCUGUUAAGCUGCCACAGCUCCGCUGAAAGCAGCGCUACAAGUCGCGCUGUAAUAGAAGAAAGGGAACACAACAAGCAACGACUCGCCGACUACAACAGACUGCACUCCCAUGACGCCUCGUACUGGGACCACGUAAGAGAGCUGCCGACAGUGCUGCGCCACGUGUGGGCGGAGCUCUUCACGUGGGACGGACUUCAGUUCAUCUACAGAAUUCGGAUAAUCCUGUUAAUGGUGGCGGGUUUCCUGUACGCGCUCAUACCCUUUGACCUCCUGCCUGAGGCCGUGCUGGGGAUCAUCGGCCUCCUGGACGACUUCCUUAUAGUGGGCUACCUGCUCAUCCAAAUAUCAGUGCUUUUCAGGAACCAAAUCGCACAGUAGUGAGCCAACUUGCGCUUUUCAUCCGAAACUAUUAUUCAGGUCUCUGAACGCUCGUAAUGCAGUUGGUAAUAACAUUAUAUUACUGGCGACUUGUUAAUGCUAAGAUUUUUGCCCAGAUGCGUUACUUCUUUCAUUGCUCAUUCAGAACUACGUUUUAAGUAUUGGUUCUUGAUUUCUAUGCCCAUUUUGUUGAGUCCCCGCUCGAAUAUCCCUAGCUGUUGCAACCCGGUGAGGUAUUUGAAUUAAAAAUCAACAUCGUACAACACGUUCGAAACAUCGCCCCCACAUAUACACCGUUAAUUUAAAAUUAGUUGAAGCGUCGAUGAAUAUUUAAAAUGACUCAAAAGAUCAUAACGAAGCUGUUUCUGUCACGUUGCGGACCUGUUGGAGGCCUCCUUUUGGAUCGGGAUGACAAAAACUGCUUUUGCUUUUAAAAAGUUUAAUAAAGAUACUUGGGCUCCGAGUUUAGUAGGAAAAACAUCCUGGUGAGCUGAAUUUCUUGGCUUCUCUUUAGGAUAGCAGUAAAAAGUAGUAAUUUUAAGGUGGCGAGGGUUUAAUUAAUUAACUACGUAAUGACAAAACUACGUUGUAAGGCACAUUUUUUAUAAUUUGAUGCUCGUAAAAGAUAAGACUCGAGUGUUUUUUCUUGUAAUGAGAUACGGAUGUAAGUUAUCUUCUCUGAACAUGGCUGUAUGAUUAAUAAAUGUGGCUUAUUUUGAGACACGGAACGUCUCGGAAAUUAAUAUUGUUGUGUGACUGGCGUUGAAUUUAGGUUUACCUUAAGCGACUUGAAAUAUAAUUUCAAAACUUCGCGUAAUUUGGAUAUGAAAAGCGGCAUCUGCACUUAAUAGUUGACCAUUAAAUUCUAGAAUAAAAAUAAGUUAGCCGAGGACAUUCAAUAAUUGUUGUUCAGCUGUGCAGGUUUUAUGGACACACAAAGAUAUAAUGGUAUUGACAGAGAUCCAAAAUUUCAGCUUUUUAUUAAGAUACGAACAAAAGUUAUUUUUUUUUUUGCAUUACAAAUUUAAAUGGGGCAUGAAAUAUAUUUUAAAAUGGAGGACUAUAUUAUGCCUUAGUUUGACAUAAUUAUUCCAGAUGUCCUGCAGUUUUAUUAGUCGUUUUUAUAUACUGACAUAUAGACGAGUUUGAUCCCAUGAAUAUCUUAAAUGAUCCUUCAAGCAAAGCAUUCAGGAUUAACAACUAAAAAACACUUGGUAGAUCAACAUAUGGUUUCCCGACGAACUUUGUGUCCCUGCAAGCUUCUCUCUGACGUUUACCCUGCAACCUAGUGAUACGUUUAGGCUUUUGCUUAUUUUUGUAGCUUCUAUUACUCGUGUGUUGAAAUCCUUAUUAACGAUUAUCCAAAUCUGUAUUGAUUACUUUACUUACUCUAGGCUUAUUGUUCUUCUAAUUCUGGACGACUCUGCUCACAACAUUAUCUGCGAUGUUCGUACUCGCAUUCUUAAGAGAAUAAUUAAUGAGUCGUCUCGUGCGGAGAUGUAACGCUGCUUGCCGCAAGUAACUUUCUGAUUAACUAAACGGGAAGUAGAUUAGAGUAAUUUUUAUUGUUCCGAAGUUGAAAAGUUCUGCAUUGCCAAGUUUUCAUUAAGUGUCUUCCAUAUCAAUCUAACCAUACGAUAUUAUCAAUAAAAUUGAAGGCAACUAGAGUAUAUCUCAAUAAAAUUAAAGGCAACUAGAGUAUACCUUAGGACAACACCUAGAGACACGUGUGUGUGUGUGUGUGUAUAUGUGGUGCUGAACUGUUAGUCAUGCUUUGCGAACCACUGUGAUCUUUAAGAGUUUAUAAAGAAACAAUAAAAAAAUUUUCCUACGAA
Messenger RNA from Hyalella azteca, 4119 nucleotides. Its product is annotated as E3 ubiquitin-protein ligase RNF170. NCBI's taxonomy places the organism in Eukaryota, Metazoa, Arthropoda, Malacostraca, Amphipoda, Hyalellidae. The coding region runs from base 1721 to 2284 and encodes 187 amino acids. The record is from RefSeq and is a predicted model, not a curated record. Gene Ontology annotation, molecular function: ubiquitin protein ligase activity. The transcript is spliced from 5 exons.